UGCACUACCCUGUUGUAAUGGAUGUAUUUUUCUUCAGCAAUACUACCCACUAUAAAACUUGAACCUCAAACAUGCAUUGUCAUUUUGGUCUUAAGGAAUAUGCAGUUAUAUUGUCAAGAUCAUAUAUGAGCAGCACAAUUUUGAAUAAGCAUGAACACAUGAGUACAUAUGUUGAAUAAUACAUAGUACAUGGGUCAUGUUAACAUUUACCCACCAUCUUUGCAAUCUCAAUUAUUGUACAUUUGAGAAUAAAUCUAUCAAGCAUUAAUCGAUCCAUGUCGUUAUUCUCAAACAUUAUGGGGCAGUUUCCUGGACAGGGCUUAUCCUAGUCCCAGACUAAAAUCCAUGUUUGAGCUGGUUUAAUUUGAGAAUAUCUUGCACUGACAUAUCUUAACAUAGAUUGUUUUGUCUCAAGAUGCACACCAGUACUGUUUUUUGUAAGGUAUGUUUGUAAAAACUACUUAAAUGUCCUAAUAUAACAUAAGGCCUAGUCCUGGAUUAAUCUAAACCCUGUCUGGGAAACGACCACUAUGUGUUUUGGAAAUUCUCCCAUGAUCUAACUUUGAAAAAACGUCUUGUGUACCCAAGGUGAAAUGCAACUGUGUAAUAACAUACACCAGAGCUUUAAGGUUCUGGUUAGCACCUGAGACCCGGCAGAUUUUAAGGGAUGUCUUCACAGAGCAAAUCCAGUGAGCCAGAUGAAGCAAAUGAUUCUUGUGAACUUAAGCAAAAAAUAUCCAAGAAAAGAGACCUUGGCAAGAAGCGAGCCCAAAGUCCCAGGGUCAGUCGAAGCCUACGUAAGAAGAUUCAAAGGUUCCUCCAAGGCUCAGGGGAGUGCACUACCUUUGACUCUGAGCAAUCUCCUGUGGAGAUAGAAGAUGACAUGUUUAUAUGUGGCAUAAAAAGAAAUCCCUCUCGUCAAGAGUGCAGUGUCUCAACUCAACGUAGUUUUGAAAGUCAUGCUACGACCCACAAAAGUACCUUUAUUGGACAGGUGGAGCUUAACAGUGAGGGUAAUGUCACAAUCCCAUGCAUCAUGGGGAAGAAAGGACCUGCAGAUCAAGCAGAGGACAGUGGUUCUGACUGUGCUGAUGGAAGUCGUGCCAUGGAUAUUAAACAAUGCAGUAAAAACAAAGAAAAAGAUGCAAAAGGAGGAGGCACAAGCACCAUAGUGGAGCACAUCUUGAAGGAACUGCAGGGGAUUAAUAAAAUCCAAGAGGAGAUUUCAGACUUGAGACAAUACCUGACAUCUGUAAGUGGAUCAGUGGAUGAGGUGUCCUGUUGUGUAGAUGCUGUGUUGAUGGAAAUUGAGGAGAUGUACUCAGUUGGUGCUGCCGGGAACCCAUCACCUCAAAGACAUGUGGCUCAUCAAAGGAGCCCUGGGAGGCAAACUGCCAUUGCCGUGUCUAAGAGUAGAAAUAACAGUCCAGUAGCAAAGCAAAGAGAAUUGGAUAAGAAUAAAAGUAGAUCUCCAGUGGCCAGGACUAAUAUAUCAGAUUGGGAUGCACCAACUAACUAUCAGAAUGCACCUCCAAGAGCCAAAUUACAUCCUGACAUCUCUAAGAGAACUUCCAGAGUUAAGAAGUCUCGCUACAGUUACCAUGAGCGAGUUUAUAAGCAGGAGUUUACAAGCAAUAGCUCCAUGUCCUCUGGUCAUAGUUCAAACAGCCGGAAUCAAGAAGGUAGUUAUAAUUCUAGAGAUGUUGACCAGCAAAGUGUUGGGUGGAGAAGUUCAGAAAUGCAGCUAAGCACAAGUGGAGAAGGAGGAUGGAGUGGAGACACUGGAUGGUGUGAGGAAGAUUACUGCUCCUGUCAAAACAGUGCAGAAGAACUGGAAAAUGACACGCAUUCCGAGAUAUGGUAUAGGUACAAUGGUGGCGAGACCAGCAGCACUCCGGGUCAUUCAUCACGUAGCAGCUCUGAACACCUCUCCCUGCUUUUUGGAAACAAUAAUGACUCACCAUCCAGUUCAUCUAGUGUUGCUGAUUGGAGGCAUGCCAAAAAACCCACUCUGAGUGAUGUUGGAUGUGACUGUACAUCGAAUUGCAUGUAUUCACGAAGUUCAGGUUACCACACCAUGGAUGCAUAUGCUGAUGAAUCAUGCAGUGGACCAUCUCGUAGCCUUAGUUGUUCAACGAUUGGAAUGGCAGACUACAGUGAUGCUUGCCAAAAUGUAGACUCUUCUUGCGAACAUUGCAUUUGUGAAGACCGUUUGGAUAUGGAGUGGCCAGAGGGUGUGUGCCCAAGUGCUUCUGAAGAUCACCUUAAUCCAGAUUACUCUGAGAAUACUGACUCUGAAGAAUCCCAACCAUCUAAUAGACAGUACGAUAUUGUAAAGGUCAAUAAAGCCGUGUUAACUUUCCAUUCGGCUCUAAGGGGAGCCCUGAUGAAGCUUGACAACCCUGAAUCCCAGAGACCAAAUGAAGACACCAAGUAUGCAGUUUUCAAAUCAAGUGAACUUCAAAGCUCCACUUUUGAUGAAUCCCAUUUAAGCAAUAUUGUUCCUUCUGAUCUCAGUGGGUCACCCCAAAAGAGCAGUGAGGUAUCUUUCCAUGGGACAGAUGAGCUGGAAUUACAGAACCAACCACAUAGUUUUCAAUCUUUUGAUCCUCUAGUAUCUACUCCAAGCACUGUCUCCUCUUCACAUACGCCAACUGAAUACUGCCUAGUGGACCAUUUGGACAAGGUGGAUGAACCUCUGACAGAUCUGCGGUGUAUUCCAGAGGUCAGCCCAAAACAUGUGCAUCUGAAUUCAGAUAACGAAGAUCACGUGGCAUGCAACAAUGAAAUAAACCCUGAGGGCACGAAUUCAGAAUUAUCAGAGACAGAUGUUAAUACAAAACAGGCGGAGCAUAGCUUUGACAAUGACACCGCCCUUAUAGAUCCUCACCACCAAAAGUGCCUUGCCAAUAUUCAACGUGUUCUCAAAGAGAAAAGACAUCAACACAGACAAUCCAGGAUUGCCAAUGCCUCAAAGAGCACAUUCUCUGAAGAGGAUUUUAAACAAGGUACAACUCAAAAUUUAUCUUUACAUUUGGGUCAGCCAUUAGUAAGCUUAACAAUGUUUUGCUGUAGCCUUGGCUAAAUUUAAAACUCAACGUAUUGUUUUCCUCUUAUGUGCUCUGUUUUACAGAGGGAAGCAGGGAAGAUGAUCAGGUCCUGAUUAUGUUUUGAUCAAUUCCUAGCCAUUGUUUUUCAAUAAUGUCAAUUUUUCUUUGCUUCUCAUCCCAAGUCUCUGUGAACGCAUAUUCUUCAUUAUAGCAUAUGAUAAACAUACGAGUUUGCUUUCAAUUAUGCUACAUACAGAGGACCUCUAACUUUAACAUCCAAUGAUUUGUGUCCUGUAAUGCUUCUGUUACAUCAUUUGCUAUUUUUAUGUGGUAUGCCAUCUUUUAAAUGUAUUUGAAAUGAUAUUUUUGGUCUUGCUCCAUUGUUGCUUAUAUAGCAGUUGAAGCAAAUCACAUGCUCUUAGGAAACUAUACAGCCAUACUUCUGUUUAUCUGUGGAAGGAUUUUUUUAAGCCACCAGUCAAAUGGUUAACUUCAGAUGGAUAACAAAGAUUAUGCAUUUUUAGCUGUUUUUUCAUUACUGUAUACUGUAUAUGGUCAGAUGUAAAACCCUCUAAGUGCGUCUGACGUGUUUUCUUGUAAGUUUCUUGUAAGGUUCAGUAAUUUUACUCUAUUGGCCAUUAAAAAAAGAUUGUCAGUCAGUAAUUAAAAUGCCUUAUUUUCACAAAUGUCAUUUCAUUAGUAAUUGAAACAAAUUUGACUGUCUUUCGCUGCAAAACACUUUAAGUGCAUGCAGGCUUUUUGGCAUAAACAUCCACUUAAAAAAUUCCACUUCUUUGGACAAGACAAAGUAAAUCGUUACAAAAUCACUAAAGAUGCAACUAGAAACAAUGCAAAUGAUGAAAGUCAAA
Misgurnus anguillicaudatus (oriental weatherfish) is the source of this 3919-nucleotide messenger RNA. RefSeq lists its product as uncharacterized. The record is from RefSeq and is a predicted model, not a curated record. Lineage: Eukaryota; Metazoa; Chordata; Actinopteri; Cypriniformes; Cobitidae.